AUGAAACGAAUUGCAGAUAGCAUUUACGAUCAGCUCGAGGCGGAGUGGGAGGAAGCUCAUCCCGAUGCCGUCUUGCAAGAGACCGAGAUACCUGCCACUGCUCUGGCCGAGGUUGAUGAGGAAGAACCUACACAGCGAUUUGUCUCACAGACCAUCGUCCCGACAAGAAGUCACCCUUGGAACGCAGUAGCCUGGCGCCCGGGUCUGAGUGGCAUUCAUGAAGCCGGCGAAGACGAAUCAGAGUCGCCCAUCAGAGGAAGCCGACGUCUAAGCGAGAAAAUUGACCCGUUUCGCAAAGUAUCGACGGUGUCGACGCUCGAGAGUCCCAUCUCCGGAUCUGACGAUUCUCCAACGGCGAGCAAGGAGGAAGCAGACAUUAUCACGAACUUGCAAAGUCCUGAUCAAUUGCCGAUUAUCUAUCCGUCGGGCAGAAGACGAAGUUCUAUUGCUGGCACGACGAGCUGGGACGCACCUCAGUCAAUCCAUUACCGUGUCUGGACACGGUCUGCCGCGGGUUCGAUAUCUGGUGCCUCACUCCAGCUGAGUGAGGUCGAGGUCGACAGUCUUAAUGGAGACAAGGUUCGAAUCCCUAGAGCAGUAGCCGCAAUCACGACUUUCCAAAGCCAGCCGCAAACUCCUCGAUCUGCUGUCAAUAUUGUGGCAAAACAUGAUGACUAUGAUCGCCUGCCAGCAUGGCGGCGUCGACUCUUCAGACUGGCACCACUCACUACCCUAUUAGCUAUGGGAUCGUAUUUUGCCUACUUUGCAUAUCGCAUCUUUGCGACAGUCCAGGCCCAAGAAGCAUUUCAUCGGACUUACGUUGCGGCCUGGGUCUUCAUCGCUUCCGAGUUUCUUGUGUCCAUCCCGGCGUUCUUCCACAACACGUAUUCCCUGCUCUCGGUCAAGGGUCGGAAGAGGGCCAAACUGCGUCUGAUCGGUACCGACCUUCCUGCUGUUGACGUCUUCAUCACCUGUUGCAAAGAGGAUCCUGAUAUCAUUCUCGACACGGCUCGUGCGGCUUGUGCACAGGACUAUCCCUCCUCGCGGUACCGCGUCGUGGUAUGCGAUGACGGGGCUGACCCGAUACUUCGUCAAGGCGUUGAAGCGCUCAGUCUAUCACACCCUAAUCUUUACUAUCAUGCCAGGAUCAAAGUCAAGGGCAAGCCACACCACUUCAAAGCAGGAAACUUAAUCGCCGCAACCGAAAUGGUGGAGCAACUUCCAGGGGGCGCUGGCGAAUUCAUCGCCGCCUUGGAUGCUGACAUGAUCCCCACUCCAGAUUGGCUACGCUGUGUGAUUGCACACAUGGUCGACGAGCCUCGGAUGGGUCUUGUUUGUCCACCACAAUUAUUCUAUAAUAUACCGGACAAUGAUCCACUUGUUCAGUCACUUGAUGCAUUUGUGCAUCUCAUGGAGCCGACUAAAGAUGCUAACGGCGUCGCAUGGUGCACAGGCUCAGGAUACGCCAUUCGGAAGUCGGCCCUUGAGGACAUUGGUGGCUGGCCUGUCGGAUCACUUGCCGAGGAUGUCUUCACAUCGUCUCUUCUGCUAGGAAAGGGAUGGAAGACUGCCUUUGUACACGAGGGCCUGCAAUACGCUCAACUUCUGUCUAUGGGGCCCGUCGUCAAGGACAUGACCUUUCUCCAGCGUCUUUCCGGCUUCGUCUUCCCAGCGGGUGCGCUAUUCAGCAUUUGCCUCAUGAUAACAUUACUCACCAUCCCCAUUGUACUCUUGUCGGGCGGUACGCUCGUCGCCUUUGCCGAUUCUGCCCAGCUCCGAUGGCAAAUCCGACUUGCAUUCAUCAGCUUGGCGUUCAACCGUCUAGACAAUUUUGUUGCGCACCUACCUUCUGGCUAUCGCCUAUCACAGCGUGAUGCUGCCGCCCACAUAUGGAUGACGCCCUACCAUACGAUGACAGUCCUCAGAAGCUUCCUCCUUCCGAAGUGGCUCGGCGGCAAGCCCAUGGCGUUCUCGUCGUCUGGCAGCAUAAAGUCGGAACUCUCAGAACGCGAUGCAGCCAAUCGCGCUCCGCUCUGGCGCCGUUGUGUAGUCAUGAUCUGGCAAUGCGAAUGCUGGAUGCACGUACUACUCGUCCUGUUCACCCUCACAGCCGUUAUCUGGUCUUGCACGCAGUCGAUGUAUGCUGUGCGUCCCUCGCGAAAUUACACACUCAUCUACCUGUUGACGCAUGCAUUCUGGCCACCCGUACUAUGGAUCAUCAAUCUGUCAGCGUACUUGACGCCAUUGCUCUACAUGCUGGCGCCACCAAACAUGCCGGAUAGGGAGGAGUUAUUGGACCGAAAUGCGGAGACAAACGUAGCGAGGCCGAAAGAGAGCGCCAAGAGACAGAGGUGGUUGAAGUGGGCGUUGUGGCCCGAGUUGCAGUGGACUUUGUGCUCGGUGUAUACAACGAUAAUCUUUGUGGGGACGUUCUUCUAUUGA
This is a messenger RNA of Cyphellophora attinorum, 2442 nucleotides long. Its product is annotated as Cellulose synthase 2. NCBI's taxonomy places the organism in Eukaryota, Fungi, Ascomycota, Eurotiomycetes, Chaetothyriales, Cyphellophoraceae. The record is from RefSeq and is a predicted model, not a curated record. Bases 1 to 2442 code for a protein of 813 amino acids. The transcript has 4 exons.